AUGCCGAAAAUAUUCACGGCGACAUGCGGAAAGUCCUUGUUUAAAAUCACCCUUCGGGAUUGUAUCGGGUUCGUUGCAGGUGGGACAUUUCCCGUCGCCAAUCCGGCUUAUUCUGGAACGAAAGAGACCAGUGUAGGCGACAUUGGGUGGGAUUAUAGAGACCAGAAUGGGGUUUCCCUUUUGGGAGGCGACCCAACUGCAGUGUAG
Messenger RNA from Fomitiporia mediterranea MF3/22, 207 nucleotides. RefSeq lists its product as uncharacterized. The transcript has 5 exons. Bases 1 to 207 code for a protein of 68 amino acids. The record is from RefSeq and is a predicted model, not a curated record. Lineage: Eukaryota; Fungi; Basidiomycota; Agaricomycetes; Hymenochaetales; Hymenochaetaceae.